UCUAUAAACACGUUUGUUUGAGAAGCAUCAAACUAAAAGAUGACUUCAUUGGUGAAAGAUAUCCAUGGAGGAGGUGGCCAAAUCCUGAAGGGAACUGUGGUGUUGAUGCAAAAGAAUGUGUCAAACUUCAAUCCUGUCUCUGCAGCUAAAAGUUUUAGCCCUCUCAUUGGAAAUGUCAUCUGUGCCAGUACUGGUGAUGAUAGCGAUGAGUGUAUAGUUGAUACCACCACUACCUUCUUGAGCAGUUCAUUAGCUCUCAAGUUGAUUAGUGCUACCAGGGCUGAUGGAAAUGGAAAGGGAAAAGUGGGAAAGAAAACUUUUUUGAAAGGUCCUCUCACCUCCAUACCAACAUUAAAAGAAAAACAAUUUGCUUUUAGUAUUCAUUUUGAAUGGGACCAUAACAUGGGAAUUCCGGGAGCUUUUUAUAUUGAAAAUUUUACGCAUGAUGAAGUUUUCCUUGUGAGUUUGACACUUGAAGAUGUUUCAAACCAUGGAACCAUAAACUUUGUUUGCAACUCGUGGGUUUACAAUGCUCAAAAGUACAAAAGUGAACGCAUCUUCUUUGCCAAUAAGACAUAUCUUCCAAGUGAAACUCCAUCUCCAUUAGUGCACUACAUACAAGAAGAAUUGAAGACUUUAAGAGGAGAUGGAAGUGGAGAGCGCAAGGAAUGGGAUAGAAUCUACGAUUAUGAUGUCUACAACGAUUUGGGUCAGCCUGAUAGACAUGCUACUUUGGCUCGUCCAGUUCUUGGGGGAUCAACCACACUGCCUUACCCUCGAAGAGGAAGAACCGGGAGAGAACUGAUAGGAAGAGAUCCAAAAACUGAGAGUCGGAGUGACUAUUUUUACAUUCCAAGAGAUGAAUUGCUUGGCCAUGUGGAAUCGUCCGACUUUCUUGUUGAUGUCUUCAAAAGAUUAUCUCAAAAUGCCAAAUCUCAAUUAUUAUCUCUAAAACGUUUAGGCAUGUUUAAAAAUGAUCAAUCCGAGUUUAACACCUUUCAAGAUGUGCUCUCGCUUUUCUAUGGUGAAUCAAAUAAAUCUCCACUACCAAAAGUGAUCGAAGUGGAUCAUUCGGCGUGGAUGACUGAUGAGGAAUUUGCAAGGGAGAUGAUUGCUGGUGUGAAUCCAAAUGUCAUCACAAAACUUUUGGAGUUUCCACCAAAGAGCAAGGUUGAUAGCCAACUCUAUGGUGAUAAUACCACCACAAUAACCAAAGAACACUUGGAGCCAAACAUGGAUGGGGUCAACGUAGAACAAGCUAUCCAAAACAACAGAUUAUACAUACUUGAUCACCAUGAUCCACUAUUUCCAUAUUUGAGGAAAUUAAGUGCAACUGGGGCAAAGGCCUAUGCUUCAAGGACCAUUCUUUUCUUGCAAAAUGAUGGAACUUUGAAGCCAUUAGCCAUUGAACUAAGUACACCGCAUCCUGAAGGUGAUAGUUUUGGUCCUGUAAGUAAUGUUUACUUGCCCGCAACUGAAGGUGUUGAAGCUUCAAUUUGGCUCCUUGCCAAGGCAUACGUUGUUGUAAACGACUCAUGUUAUCACCAACUUAUCAGCCAUUGGUUGAACACUCAUGCUGUUGUUGAGCCAUUCAUCAUAGCAACAAACAGGCAACUUAGUGUGGUUCAUCCUAUUCAUAAACUUUUACUUCCACACUAUCGUAACACAAUGAACAUAAAUGCUGGUGCACGGAAAAUUUUGAUCAGUGCGGGAGGUAUUAUAGAGUCAGCAUACUUGUUGGGAAAUUAUACUAUGGAAAUGUCUGCUGCUGUUUACAAAGAUUGGGUUUUCACUGACCAAGGACUACCUAAUGAUCUAAUCAAAAGAGGAGUGGCAGUUGAGGAUCCAUCUGCUCCAUAUGGUGUUCGCCUUCUGAUAGAGGACUACCCUUAUGCUUCUGAUGGACUAGAGAUAUGGGCUGCUAUUAAGUCAUGGGUUGAAGAAUAUGUGAAUUUCUAUUACAAGUCAGAUGCAACUAUUGCACAUGAUUCUGAACUCCAAGCUUUCUGGAAAGAACUUGUAGAAGUAGGUCACGGUGAUUUGAAGAAUGCUACAUGGUGGUUUAAGAUGCAAACUCGUAAUGAGUUGAUUGAAGCAUGCACUAUCCUCAUAUGGAUUGCUUCAACACUUCACGCAUCUGUUAAUUUUGGACAAUAUCCUUACGGAGGAUACAUUGUUAACCGACCAACUAAAAGCAGAAGAUUCAUGCCUGAGAAAGGAUCUCCUGAGUAUGACGAGCUUGCUAAGGACUACGAGAAAGUGUAUUUGAGUACAAUCACACCAAAGAAUGGUGCCCUUUUGAACAUGACCAUGCUGGAGUUACUGUCAACACAUGUUUCUGAUGAGCAGUACCUUGGACAUAGAAUUGAAGGUGAUAUUUGGACUUUUGAUUCACAGCCAAUAGAGGCCUACAAGAAGUUUGGAACAAAGUUGGCUGAAAUUGAGAGAAAGCUCAUUGAAAGAAACAAUGAUGAGUCAUUGAGAAAUCGAUACGGGCCUGUGAAGAUGCCAUACACUAUACUUUAUCCUUCCAAUGAAGCAGGAUUGACUUUUAGAGGCAUUCCUAAUAGUAUCUCCAUCUAA
Molecule: messenger RNA, 2583 nt
Organism: Vicia villosa (hairy vetch)
Lineage: Eukaryota; Viridiplantae; Streptophyta; Magnoliopsida; Fabales; Fabaceae
Product: linoleate 9S-lipoxygenase-like
Exons: 9
Coding region: 40-2583 (847 amino acids)
Biological process (GO): lipid oxidation
Molecular function (GO): metal ion binding; oxidoreductase activity, acting on single donors with incorporation of molecular oxygen, incorporation of two atoms of oxygen; protein binding
Source: RefSeq, a predicted model, not a curated record